AAAUUCGACAGCCUAAACUUUAAAAAAUUUUGAAUUAAAAAAAGGAUAAAAAGAUAUUGCAAAGUGUAUUAUGGGUGCUUUCCAUGCAACACAAAUCGACACAAGCAUUAUUCUAUCUUUCUUUUUCACUUGAUCUUGUGUCGACUUGUGUCGCUAAAUGGAAAGCGCCCAAUAUUUACAAGACAGAGAUUGGAAUAUUUACGAACAGAUUUACUAAAACUGAAAUAUUUGUCGAAGACGACAUAAAAGUGAUAAAAGUGAUAAAAGUGAUAAAAGUGAAAAUGAGUACAAACGAGGAUGUGGAACAGUAUAAAGUAGAAUACGAAUCUGACGAACAUUGGGAGCUAAGGCGCAAAUUUCUAUUAGCUCAUAAAGACAAAUUCUCAGAGGAUGUACUUGUGUGUUUAGCUCAAGUAUUCGUUAAUAUUGAAUUGUUAGGAUGCAGAUAUCCGCAAGAAACAAUGGAUUUGGUAAAAGAACUAUCAGAAGAUGUUGCAGCUGAAUAUAGAGAAAAACAAAAGAAAAAGUUAAAAAGAACAUUUGUGCAAGCGUCAGAAGCAGCUAGUUCUAAGGUCAAAGGAUGUAUUGCUCGAACAUCUAAUGUCACAGAAGAGCACGCAUCAAACACAUCUAUUCCACAAACGUCAAAGGCUACUGAUCACAUCGAACCAUUUUCUAAAGAACCUGAUGCUAAAAAAUUACUUUCUGAUGCCAUGAAAACAUCUAUGUCCAAUACAACUAGUCACAAGUAUCAAUCUUACGAUCAAUCUGAUACUGAGAAAAUACCUUCUAAAAGAUUAAAAACAGAGGAAAAUGUAACAGUUAAAAAUAAUCCUUAUGGAGAUAUUAUUUUGUGGGAAAGACCAGGUGACAAUCCACAAGUUAUAUUGCACAAUUCAGCUAAUAUAGCUGGUGCUAAUAUAGAAUGGAAAUAUAUUCAGAAGCAAGAAAUUUGGAAAUGCACCAUUUAUAUGAAUUCAAAAUUGGCAUCUUACGCCGAUUCCAAUAAAAAAACUGCCAAAAUUGAAGCAGCCAUCAUCGCAUUAAACGAAUUAAGAAGGCAUUGCUAUACUGUUAAAGUUAAACAAAAGUUUGAUGCAAAAUCAAAUGUGACCGUAACGAAGGACAUGAAACCGCAAAAAAGUACCUCUGGUGAUGAUUGGAAAUCUGAUAGCAUUGGAAACAAAUUGAUGAAAAUGAUGGGCUGGACUGGCGGUGGACUUGGAAAAUCGGAGCAGGGUAUUUUAGAACCUAUGUCUGCGAUGGUCCAGUCACAAAUCAGCCGGAAAGGUCUGGGAUUGAAAGGUAAUUCUUACACAACGCGUGAAAUAAAGGCUAAAUGUCAAAAGCUAUUUAAAGAUUUUCUCAAGACUGAUAUGCAAAAUGACAUUGUAUUUUUGGACUUUACCAAUGAAGAAAGAGCGAUGAUCCAUCAAAUUGCGCGAACAAUGGGUCUUAAAUCACGCAGCUAUGGCUCCGAUAAUGAACGUAAAUUAAUAGUUUCUCGCAAAAUCGAUAUACGAAGUUUGGUGAAAGAAUUGACGACCAUCGGUGGAGUCACGGAAAAGUACGAACUGGUGAAACCAACCGAUGAAAAAUUUGUUUGAUUACCGAGCAGAUUAGACGGAAUUAGAUGGAAAUUGAACCAAAUAUAUCUACCUAUGAAUAGUUAUGUGUUCAAGCGAUACUUUCUGUGACAUUUAAUGCAGCAAUAUGGAUAUUUAAAUAAAUAGAUAAUUUUUUUCAGAA
Linepithema humile (Argentine ant) is the source of this 1749-nucleotide messenger RNA. NCBI's taxonomy places the organism in Eukaryota, Metazoa, Arthropoda, Insecta, Hymenoptera, Formicidae. The record is from RefSeq and is a predicted model, not a curated record.